CUCCCAGAAGGCAUCGCGUCCCCGUCGUCCUCCCCAACUGACGGCGGCGAGCACCAAUAGUUGCCGGCCGGUUGGGAGGACACUCCGAAGGGCGAGGGGUGGGUUUGGCCUCUCGCGCCUAGUUUCCCAGUUUCUUCUCGAGUCUGGGUCUCUGGGCUGUCCCGAGCGAUCGCCCACGGGCGGCAGAACCUCAGAGGUUACCUCCAGUAAGAAGUGGCUUUCAAAGCUCUGCAGAAACAACUGUGGCAUGUGAUUUCAAGGCACGAUGGCUGCAAAAGUGGUUCCUAUGCACCCAAAGCCAAAGCGGUCCUUUGUUCUGAGAGUUCCUCCCAACUCCAAGCUGGGCCAAGACCUACUUCGAGAUGCUACUAGUGGGUCCAAGACCAUCCACCAGCUGGUUCUGGAGCACUUUCUCACCUUCUUGCCCAAGCCAAGCCUAGUUCAGCCCAGUCAGAAAGUCAAGGAGACCUUGGUUAUUAUGAAGGAUGUGAGCUCCAACCUUCAGAACACAGUGCAACCUCAUCCUUUAGUGAAGCUUCUACCCAGAGAAGGAAUCCAGCAGAAACAGGAGACAGGGUCUCCGUGUUUGAAAGCUCAGCCCGAGGAGCUGGUGGUCUUUGAGGAUUUGAAUGUAUUUCACUCCCAAGAAGAAUGCAUCAGCCUGGAUCCUGCUCAGCAGCGCACCUCAGAGAUGGAAGAAGACAAUAUUGGGGAGAUGAUAUUACUAGCAGUCAGUGAUGGUAAUGCCGAAGGUGAGGAUCUUCAGAAGGAGCCUGUAGAGAAUGAAGAUCACAGAGCAAAGUCUUCAGAUUGUGAUGAAACUGAUUGUUCCGUGGUCUCUGAGCAACCUCCAGAUUGCCAAAAAGAAGGAAGACUAAAUAUGCCCGCUCCAAAGGAAAGGAAACUGAAAAACCUUUUAGUUACCAUUGAAAACGAUUCUCCACUGGAGGAACUCUCAAAGUAUGUGGACAUCAACGUUAUUGCACUUACCAGAAAUCGGAGAACAAGAAGAUGGUAUACGUGUCCACUGUGUGGGAAACAGUUCAACGAGAGUUCCUACCUUAUUUCCCAUCAGAGGACUCACACUGGAGAAAAGCCCUAUGACUGUAGUCACUGUGGGAAAAGCUUCAACCAUAAAACAAACUUGAACAAACAUGAGCGAAUCCAUACAGGAGAGAAACCUUAUUCGUGUUCUCAGUGUGGGAAAAACUUCCGUCAGAAUUCUCAUCGCAGUCGCCAUGAAGGAAUCCAUAUAAGGGAGAAGAUAUUUAAGUGUCCAGAAUGUGGGAAAACCUUCCCAGAAAACAAAGAAUUUGUGAUUCAUCUGCAAAGUCAUGAGGCUGAGAGGCCAUAUGGUUGUAAAAAAUGUGGGAGAAGAUUUGGUCGGCUGUCGAACUGUACCCGGCAUGAAAAAACCCACUCAGCAUGUAAGACCCGGAAACAGAAGUGGGAUCGGGAUGGCCCCGCCUCAACUUGAAAUAAAUAUUCCAUAAGGAAUUCUGAAUUCCCAGGCUGUCUGAAAAGAUACAGAUGUGAAAAACCUCAUUAUAGCCAAAAUGGGAUAAAUAUCCAUCUUGGCUGCAACCUCAAGUUUUUAGAAAACUCACAGGGAAAAAACAUCCUCAAGGGCUAUACCUCAGUUAGCAUCCAGGCUUUUUGGACUAAGGAGCUUUCUUUUGUGAACUUAGACAACAGUAUACACGUCACAGAUCCCUUUCCUAGAAAGUCUUUAAAAUACUGGUCUGGGGGCUACAUACCUUCCAAGUGAAGAGUGACGAGUGACGAGUGUACUGAAAGUAUAUCCAGUUGGGCCCCUCGUAGGAAUUCACACUUGAGAAAUAAGGCAGAGGUCCUUAUCUGGAACUGUGUUCCCCUGAAAGAACCAAACUACUGAUUUGUUAAGUCAGCAGCUUCUAUUAGCAAUUCAUAUAACCCUCUAAGGAUACCCUUAAAGCUUGAAAGUUGAAAGGGAUUGUUUACUUUGGAAAAAAGGAAAAAUACAGCAAUUGAAUGUCAAAGACUUCCUCUGUCAUUUGUGAUCUAAACUAAUUAAUGAUCAAUUUCAGUAACAUUUGAAAUUUGUGGUGAAAAGGGACUGUUUUACAGAAAUUCUUUUCACAGCAUAACAUAAGUGUCUGCUGUUCUCGCUGUAUUUUGUUCUGCUAUUAAUUGCGCUAACAGCUCUCUCAUGCCUUUUCCUUGCCAAAAAGUUUGGGUCACUCAGGCCCAGCCACCCAGCCCCAUUCCUGGAAAAGCUCUUCAGAGUAUUGCCCCUCUGUUCAGUCAAAAAGAAACCUGCUUAGGAAGGAAACCCCAAGAGCCCGAGGAAGCAGAGGAAGAAAUUGGCUUGGAUCAGUGGCUGGUCAGUAGCCUUGCCAUACGCUUAGUUCCUAUCUAUGUGCAGGCAUCAGACCUUUGGCAAUGGGUGGUCACUACCUCACACGCGCAAAGUGUUUUAGUUUUAGAAAUUAGGGCUCCAGUGGCUAGCUCACAUUCCAUCUCAAGAGACAGGAUUCCAGUGUCCUCAUGGUAGUGGAUAUUUGUUCUCUUUGGCUGCCUGAUUUCCAGACUUCCCUGACCUGUCUGCCAGAGGUAAGGCCAGUGGUGCCUUCACGGGACUGAUCUUGUGGUAUGUGAUUUUAAGGAUUCUUGAUCAGUUUUGCUCUUCUUAGGUUUCCUAAGGUUUACAUGGCUAUUUUGAUUGAAACAGGUUAAAUCCUAUAAACUGUUGGGGAAAAAUUACCUUUACAAAUUUUGUUUCUCAUCCAGAAACAUAACUUUCCAUUGAUUAAAGUAUUAUGUUCUUCAGUUUUUGUUACUGUAAAUCAUUUUUUUAUUGUAUUUUUCUAGUUGGUUGUUGCUUUUACAUAUGGAAGUUAUUUUUAAUUAUAUAUUUGCAAAACUAGCCACUUCUCUGUUAAUUUUCAGUACUUUAUCAGUUCUGUUAAAAUUUGUGGUUUAAAAAUUAUACUAUCUACAAAUAGUAGUUUUGUUUUUUCCUUUCUGCCUGUUUCUCUUCUUUUUUGUUACUUUUAAAAUAUGUGAUUCUAAGCUUUGUUUUGGUACAAAGCAUACUAAAAUAAGGACAUUUUAUGAUACAAUUCAAUUCUCAGUCCUAAUUACAGAGAAAAAAAUAAACCCCAACACUUACAGGCCACAUUAAAAUAGUCCUUUAGGAGUUCUUGUUGUGGCACAGUGGAAAUUAAUCUGACUAGCAUCCAUGAGGAAGUGGGUUUAAUCCCUGGCCUUGCUCACUGGGUUAAGGAUUCAGUGUUGCCGUGAGCUGUGGUGUAGGUCACAGACACAGCUCAGAUCUGGCAUUGCUGUGGCCUUGGCAACUGCACCUCCUAUUUGACCCUGGGAACUUCGAUGUGCCUUGGGUACAACCCAAAAAAGCAAAAAAAAAAAAGUCUUUUAGAGUGCCCUUAGCAGGUUAAGGAUCUAGCAUUGUCACUGCUAUGGUACGGGUUUAAUCCCCAGCCCAGGACCUUCUACAUGCCAUGGACAUGCCCCCCCACCAAAAAAAAGUCCUUUAUCAAUGUUGUAUUUCAGGGCUACUAUACCUUAUUAAAUAAGGGACACAACUGACUGCCAAUGUUAUUCUCUUAUUCCUUUGGAAGUCUAGCUGAGAGGAAUCCCAUUUAUCAUGCAGAGGACGUGCCUGUGUACCUAGGAAACUUGAAAGGCUAAAUGGCUGUUGGGCAGUGAUAGGAGAGGGUGAGGUCCUGGUGGCAAGGUGGUGCCGAUCCCUGCCCAGGGGUUAGGCCACCAGGUUCCCAAGGCAUUUAGGUGGAUGAUACUGCGAUGACCCAAACACCCUCCAAACACUCAGCAAGUGCCUUCCAUGCCCUGCCUGUGGCUGCAGGAGUGCACAGGGUCAAGGUCCCCCAGAGGGUGGGCCUACCUUCCCAGCACACAUCUCAUACUGAAAAGAUAUUAAGCAAAAGAGAAGUGCUUAAUGAGGAUCCUGAUGACAGUUAACAAAAAAAAAGUAGACACAACAAAGGGUUUUUCCAGUCGAGCAGCAAAGGCCAGUUGGAAAAUUUGAAAGGCCAAAUAUCCAAUUCCAGUGAGCAACUACAAUCUAAAGCGAGCAUCUCCAAAGACCAGGUCCAGGCCCCAGGUUACAAAGGAGAGUAAACACCUGUGGCAUUUCAUGGGGCAUGGGGAAAUUCAGUAAAUUCCAGAGACAUGUAUGCAGCUACACACUGAGAAGUGUGAGGAAGGCAAAGAUUCUACCAGUGGGUUUUCUAGGGAGGGCUCUAGGGAAGUGGCAUUGAAAAGACCAGAAGGACCAGAUGGGGGAGGAAGGAAGCACUAAGGGGAGGUUCCAAUAAGAGGAAGACAGGAACAGAUAAUUUUUAAAGAAACAAGAAUGGCCAAAAGAAAUAGAUGAAAGAAUGUUCAGCUUCGAUUGUAAUCUAAGAACUAUAUAUUGAAAGAACAAGAUAGCGUUUUAGGUGUUUUAAAUGAGCAGGUUGUGUGUAAAUGUUCACCUUGGCAAAAGAGGGGUGAAAGCAGCAUCCGUCUACUGUGAUGAGAAUGUUAAAACUGUUAAUCCUUGACUGAGCAAUUUAUCUUGUAUGUGCAAGGAAAAAAAUAUCCUACAAUUAUAAUGCUGGAAAAUUAGAAAUGUCUAACCUAAAUUAUUAAAUAAAUAUGGCAGAAUAUUAUAAUGCUAAUAAAA
This is a messenger RNA of Sus scrofa (pig), 4687 nucleotides long. RefSeq names its product zinc finger protein 200 (gene ZNF200). Gene Ontology annotation, molecular function: DNA-binding transcription factor activity, RNA polymerase II-specific; RNA polymerase II cis-regulatory region sequence-specific DNA binding. Gene Ontology annotation, biological process: regulation of transcription by RNA polymerase II. NCBI's taxonomy places the organism in Eukaryota, Metazoa, Chordata, Mammalia, Artiodactyla, Suidae. The record is from RefSeq and is a predicted model, not a curated record.